AUGGCCACGGACGCCUGCAGUCCCCAGUCCAAGGUUGACAGAUGGUUGAACCAGCUUAUCCUUCGACAUGUCUCUGGUCACAGUUCGCCACUCAAGGUAUUGCGCAGAAGACAUCAACGCAAGGGCCAAGGCCCCUACAGGGAUAAGAGUCCGAAUCAAGAACUGAACGUCUCAACGGCUCCGAAGAGGGUACAUGAUGAUCGUGGCCAGUGUGGAGAUUCAGUAUGCCAAGACAAAAUGAUCGAGAUUGAGAAAUGGAUCUCGAAAACGGUGACGAGCCCGGGUCAAACUCGACAGCGCCCUUCUAGUCAUAUAUCUGGUAAUUCCGCCUCGCAAAGCCCUCAAAAGCCCCCACAACGACGACAUAGUAGGGACUAUCACAUCUCGACUGGGAAUCUUGGUCACAAGCGCAAGAGGUCACCGUCCGAGGCUAGUUGUGGGAGCAGACCAAAGCAGCGCAUCCAAAGAUCAUCCCAGUUCGAGAAGCGGCCUCGGCACAAGACUCGCGAAGAUCGAUACGAUAUGCACCACAGCAAACAUCAUCCACGAAAGGUUACCGAAGCCAGAGCCGAUGGCAACAUGGACAGGGAUAGACAAAGGUCCAGGAAGGCCGCCUUAUUAAAACCUUCGCGUGGUGUGGUGGCCAAGUUUACAUCAGAUGCUAUCCUUAGCGAGCGUGUGACUACACAUCCAGGACCAGGACUGUUUGGCAAGUUCAAUGCUAUCAAGCGCCCCCUUGUUGACCUUGAAUUCCAUGACAUGAAUUUUCUGAAAGCUCCGUAUGAGGAGCUGAGUGCCAAAAACGCAUCUCGUGCUCGUGUACGCGAGAAGAAUCGACAAGAAAGGUUAAACGAGGAGGUGUCAGCAUUCUUCACAAAAGCAGCCCCUGUAUCUAAAGGGCCACACCAUUACCACCAUAGGCCAACGACGUCGAAUGAAUAUUGGACGAUGCCGGACCGCCUUUCUGCCACAAGAUCGGAUUUAUAUCCAUCUCAAUCACGCCAUGGAAGUGCAGGCAGAACACCAGUACGGAAUGUGAAUAAACAUCCGAGAGGGAGUUCCGGUGACAGUUCCUCGCCUCUCAAACAGGAACUGCUGCAGAGGUUAGAGCAGAUAGGGUGCCCUGAUCAAUGCAACGCAAACUCUUUACUCACAGGCAGCUCCUCCCUGGGCAAGAUUACACGAUCAAUCAUAGAGACAGGAGUCCUUGACGGCACUGUAUUUCCACGACGGUCAAGCUUCGCACAGCCCUCAAAUCACCAAAAUCUUGAUUGUGAUGCAUCUUUGCUUCAACCUGCAACAAACCCUGAUCUUUCCACAAUGACUAUCAACAUAUGGAAUCAUCCACGACAGCUGAAGAAGAACCAAGACCUGAAAAAUUUUCCAACCCAAGUUGUACCACCGCUGCCGGUGCCAACUGCACAAAAGGGCCCGAGCCCAAUGAAGCAAGCACAUGUCUUGCCUUCAGAAGAAGAGCUUUCGGUUGAUACGCAAGGCUGUACAAAUCUCCCCACUUGUUCCAUAAAGUCACUGCCGUCAAGCAUACCUGCCCGUCCCCAGCCGCCCAAGUCCCGACUUGUUCAGAUACUCCAGAAAGCGGCCGAUAACUUUGCCCUGUCCCAGCCACAUGAAAACCCGGGCGGACAAGUGAUCACUGAAUUGCAAGCAGAUCAAGGGUUACGUUCGCCAAUCCUUCAGCCGUCGCUCUCAAAUCUUCAACAGCAUAGUAUAGCGCCAAACGCCGUAAUGACUCUCCUGCCGCCAAACCCAGAUCUUCACGUUGGCUUUCCCCCGAGACACGUUGCUGACUCUCGGCUCCAUCACAAUACCGCAGGAGCUUCAACAUCACCCCUACAGCCUCUGUCGACUAGCCGAAAGGAUUUCUAUGGUAAUCACGCACCACGGUCUCCGUCGAUGGUUCAGGAAGCUCCCCAGCUCACGGCCAACCAUCGACAAAGCGGAAAGUCGGCUGAUAUGGCACAGUAUAUAGCCAUGAUUGAGAGCGAAAUAUUGGGAGUUGAACCAGAUUCAAAGCCGAAUGAUACUGGUCAUGAUGGGCAGUGGGAACAAGACACCGAGACGUAUGAUGAGCCUAUUGAACACUCGCAGGAUGGCUACAUUACUGGCCGAUUUACGAGAAGCGGCCUCACCCUGCCUUUGGCAGUUGAAGAGGAAACUGGACUCUCAAUGGUUGACUUUUGGACGAGAAAUCCUUUCGUCAAUUAA
This is a messenger RNA of Pyricularia pennisetigena, 2226 nucleotides long. RefSeq lists its product as uncharacterized. Bases 1 to 2226 code for a protein of 741 amino acids. Lineage: Eukaryota; Fungi; Ascomycota; Sordariomycetes; Magnaporthales; Pyriculariaceae. The record is from RefSeq and is a predicted model, not a curated record. The transcript is spliced from 3 exons.